AUGUUGAUGGGGGAGAUGUUAAUGGUUAUGAUGCUGAUGUGGUUGAUAGCAAUGCUGUUGAUGGAGUUGAUAACAAUGUUGAUGAUGAGGGAGGUGUUAAUGGUUAUAAUGCUUGUGGUUGAUGGCAAAGAUGUUGAUGGGGAAGAUGGUAAUGGGUAUGAUGCUGAUGUGGAUGGUUGCAAUGAUGUUGAUAUGGUAAAAUUGAAAAUCAAAAUGAAGUUGUUCACGCGAAGUUCGAGUCUCAAUUCUCUAUGGUCACUUAUUUACUGUGUCGUGGUUGUUAUACUUCACUGCUACAUAACCUACCUCGGAGUUUCAAAAUACCGGAAGUUGAAUAAUGAGGAUUUGUGGGGCGGGGAAACCCCCGGAGAGUUACGGACGUAUAUUGCUCUCAUAGUGCUCGCCCUGUUCUUUCUUCCUCUUUUCGUUUUCUUUUCAUUGUUGAAAGUCGGUAAUGCCGCCAAUGACAGCACAAAACUGGGUCGUGACCACGCCCUUGACUCCAGCGGAUAUUCCCUUGGGUCAAAAAUCAAGCGGGAAUGGUUACGUCAACUAUGGGAGCAGUUCCCGCCAUUUUCAGCGAUCUUCCAUUUGUCGUCUGCUUUCCUCGUUCUUCUACCGGAAGUGACGAUUACAGCAGCGGAAGUAAAAUAUGGUAUCAUGGCGUCUGACGCCGUCUGGUCAUGUGACCUGGACUUCCUGUUCUCGGCGGACCGCGCGUCAACCAGCAACAUCAUCAGCCAAUCAAACGUCACCGUUCAGAACAACCUGUCGUUCUACGUGGUGCCGACGCCACGCCCUCCCGUCGGUGGUUGGACACAUGACACCACAUUACACGUGGCGUUUGUAUAUUUGGCGGCGGGGCUUAUUAUGUUAGCCGUCCGAUACUCCGCAGUGUUUUGGUUCACAAAUAAGGUCUUUAGUAUAUUGUUUGCGACUCAGUUACUAUUUAUGACUGUUGAGGCGCUUUUUGCGCAUUGUGGUGUUGAAGUAGUGUAUAAAGUGGCGGUCAAUUAUGACAAAUAUCAUGAAAAUGUUGACAUUUUUUUAGGACCCGAAGUGGUUCUAUUUUUGUACGGUCUCAGUGGAAUAGUAUUAAUAGGGUCCACUUAUUUCAUCUACACGUACGGAGCAAAUUAUUUUCAGGAAAAAUUCAAAAUCAUAGACAAGCGUCAUCAUCCCGAGACUUAUCGGAAACAGACUAUGAUCGUGCAUGGAAGUUGCCAAGACUAUCGGACGCAUACGGCGGCCGUCGUCUCCUUGAUAACGCUCGGGCUGCUGCGAGGGCCCAUUUUGUAUGAUAUGGUAACCCUUUAUAGGGAGACGCGCGACUCCCUUUUACUAACGUGUCUCGUUCUUGAGGUCGUUUACAUGGUGUUCUGGAUAUUACUUUGGACGAUUCUGACUAUUAAACAGCAGUGGCAGUUUCGCAUUCUUGAUUAUGUGCCGUUAAAUGAGCCAAUUUUUAUGAUUUCUAAUGACACGAUAGUCAAGAGCGCUUCUUAUCAUGGCGGUUCAAUCGAACUCCACACUGUAGGGCAAAAGAAACGCCCAAGCUCAUUGCCUAGUGAACUAACCGCAAGUGAAAGUGGUUUUGGUGACGCUAAUUCAUCUGAGGACGAAAAAGAGAGAUAUGAAAUAUCCCUUCCGCCAUUAGCGGAAGUUCCCGGCGCAAACCUUGCAAACUCACGCCGGAAGGGAUCCACACAUUCCCUCGACAGACGCAGCCGCUCUCGGCGAAACGGGAACCAACGCGUUACUUUUCAUGACACUGUGAAACGGUCAACAUCGACCGAUAGUGAAUUAUACGCGAGAAAUAAAAGACAUUUGAACACUUCCGUUGAAAUCCAUGGACGCCAAGACGUCAGAGGCCGGGAACUGACGCCACUAGAAAUUGCCAUCCUUCGUUCAAGGAGGCCCGGGUCGCGACACUCUAUUGGUACACCGGAACAGGCUGAAACAGCACCUUUAAAUAAUGCGAUUGAACGGAAACAGAAUUCCUUCUCGGAUUUAGGCGCCGGAAGUGACUAUAGUAGUGAUCGGUCUCGUACCAGCCGACCUACACCCGAUAGCAGUAUUGAAUACAACGAUCUUACGAUCAAAAACGACUAUGCUCUGGGAGCGAGAAACAAUUUGAAGUCUUCCAAUAUGGAAACGCAGACAAAUAACAAUGAUGCUAAUAAUAGUGGGCCCCGGAUGCUAAGUAGUCCGGUGAAGAAAAUAAGUUCAAGCCAGUCAUCGCCAUUAAAGGAACCAUUGCAAACGAUAGUGAAUAAUAUAAAUAAAUCUGACCGACAUCAUCUUAGUCCGAGACCUUUGGACUAUAUUGAGAAUAAAAAAGACAUCGGACUAGCGCGGAGGGAUUCUGCAAAUUAUUCUUUGACGUCAUCACAGGAAACAGCGUCUAAUGACUCGGACCAGGCGCAGCAAAUGUGCAGUCAAUCCAAGAAUUCAGUGAAGACGUCAUCUCAAGAAUGAGGCCCUUUAAACAAAAAGGCUGAUGAAAGAUCACCAUCAACAACGCCAGAAACGAGAAAAGCUGCAUUAAACUCAAAACUCAAGAUCUUGUUUAUGGAAUACUUCAUAUGUCGUCUGAUUAAGUCUCCCUCCGCCUCUGUUGUGCCUUCUGUCAAUGCUUCUUCGAGCUUCCUCCCCGUUGCAGAGAUAUGGCCCCUUUAUAUACUUAACUAGUUUAAGACCACCAAAGCUUCCUCACCUAUGGGGAGAUAUGGCCACUUUAUAUCCUUAACUAGUUUAAGGCCACCGGGGCUUCCCCGCCCCACGUUGGGGAGAUAUUGCCCCUUUAUAUCCUUAACUAGUUUAAGGCCACCGGAGCUUCCUCACUGUUGGGGAGAUAUGGCCCCUUUAUAUCCUUAAAUAGUUAAAGACCGUCUGUCCUUCCUCACCGUUUGGGAGAUAUGGCCCUGUUAUAUCCUUAACUAGUUUAAGGCUGUCCAACCUUCCUCACCGUCCUGGAGAUAUGGCCCUGUUAUAUCCUUAACUAGUUUAAGGCUAUCCAACCUUCCUCCUGUUGGGGAGAUAUGGCCCCUUUAUAUCCUUAAAUAGUUAAAGGCCGUCUGACCUUCCUCACCGUUUGGGAGAUAUGGCCCUGUUAUAUCCUUAACUAGUUUAAGGCUGUCCAACCUUCCUCACCGUCCUGGAGAUAUGACCCUGUUAUAUCCUUAACUAGUUUAAGGCCGUCCAACCUUCCUUCCCGUUGGGGAGAUAUGGUCCCUUUUAAUCCUUAACUAGGCUGUCUGAGCUUAACUAUUUUAAGGCUGUCUGAGCUUCCUCACUGUUGGUGAGAUAUGGCCCCUUUAUAUCCUUAACUAUUUUAAGGCCUUCCAACCUUUCUACCUGUUGGGGAGAUAUGGCCCCUUUAUAUCCUUAACUAGUUUAAGGCCGUCAGACCUUCCUCACCAUUGGGGAGAUAUGGCCCCUUUAUAUCCUUAAAUAAUUAAAGGCCACCGGAGCUUCCUCACUGUUGGGGAGAUACAAACAUGUAUGGCCUCUUUUUAUCCUUAAAAAGUUAAAGGCCGUCUGACCUUCCUCCCCAUUGGGGAGAUAUAGCCCCUUUAUAUCCUUAACCAGUUUAAGGCCGUCCAACCUUCCUCCCCAUUAGGGAGAUAUAGCCCCUUUAUAUCCUUAACCAGUUUAAGGCCGUCCAACCUUCCUCCCCAUUGGGGAGAUAUAGCCCCUUUAUAUCCUUAACCAGUUUAAGGCCGUCCAACCUUCCUCCCCAUUAGGGAGAUAUGGCCACUUUAUAUCCUUAACUAUUUUAAGGCCGUCCAACCUUCCUCCCCAUUGGGGAAAUAUGGCCACUUUAUAUCCUUAACUAGUUUAAGGCCGUCAGACAUUCCUCACCAUUGGGGAGAUAUGGCACCUUUAUAUCCUUAACUAGUUUAAGGCCGUCAGACAUUCCUCACCAUUGGGGAGAUAUGGCACCUUUAAAUCCAGCUAUUUAAAGGCCGUCCAACCUUUCUACCGGUUGGGGUGAUAUGGCACCUUUAUAUCCAGCUAUUUAAAGGCCGUCCAACCUUUCUACCCGUUGGGGUGAUAUGGCCCCUUUAUAUUCUUAACUUUUUUAAGGCCGUCCAACCUCUCUCCCACAUUGUUUUAAAGGUACUCGCUCAUGUAUUUGGACCAAACCACUCACGAAACAGCAAAGCUAUAAUGAAGUGAUUAUUAGCAUUAUGUAUGCUUAUGAAAAUAGUGGUCUUCAAAGACAAUAUUUGAGCAUAUCUCAACAUUUGCUGAAGGGUUCCAACUUUUGGUAUCUCAGUUUAAACUCUUCUAAUGAUUUCUCACACAUUAUUUCAUAAUACCAAAACAGUGGAUUUUACAAAACAUGAGAGAUAUCUUUAACUUGGUUGGUGUGAUAUUUUUAGGGAAAGUUCAUAGAUUAACUCAAAAUGGCAUGAUGCCAGAACAUGACAAAUGACACAACAAGGCAUUUUCAUCAACAGUAUUGCACUGUUUAUAUUUCUGAGUUGUUAGAAUAUUGACAUCCAAACUGAUAGUUUGGAUGAUCUGUUUAGGCAAUGCUUCAUUGUGCUUGCAAGUAGAGCUUUCAAUUUAGUUUGUGACACUUGUUUCACAAUUAUCUGAAAUUCUUGACCUUAUGUACAUUUGACGAUAAAACGGCAAAUAUGCGUCGACCGUAUGCUUAGAUCAUAUAUGUGUAGACAAUAUUGCUUACGUAGACCAUGUGUUUAGACCAUAUAUGUGUAGACAAUAUUACUUGUGUAGACCAUAUGUUUAAACCAUAUAUGUGUAGACAAUAUGCGUUGACCAUAUAUGUAGACCAUAUGUGUAGACCAUAUGUUUAAACCAUAUAUGUGUAGACAAUAUGCGUUGACCAUAUAUGUAGACCAUAUGUGUAGACCAUAUGUUUAAACCAUAUAUGUAGACCAUAUGUGUUGACCAUACAUGUAGACCAUAUGUGUAGACCAUAUGUUUAGACCACAUGUGUUGACCAUAUAUGUAGACCAUAUGUUUAGACUGUAUGUGUUAACCAUAUGUGUAGAUGAUCUUCUCAUUGAAUAUUGUUCAGUUUAACUAACAUAUAACUUAUAUUUACCUCUCGACAUUUAUAUGAUGCAGCAGUGCUUAGUUAUCAGUAUAAUUGCAUUUCAUUGCCACUUACAUAUGAUAAAUAAAAUACCAUUUCCAAA
Molecule: messenger RNA, 5174 nt
Organism: Mya arenaria
Lineage: Eukaryota; Metazoa; Mollusca; Bivalvia; Myida; Myidae
Exons: 4
Coding region: 1-2478 (825 amino acids)
Source: RefSeq, a predicted model, not a curated record